Molecule: messenger RNA, 3751 nt
Organism: Penicilliopsis zonata CBS 506.65
Lineage: Eukaryota; Fungi; Ascomycota; Eurotiomycetes; Eurotiales; Aspergillaceae
Exons: 5
Coding region: 344-3571 (1075 amino acids)
Biological process (GO): DNA-templated transcription; regulation of DNA-templated transcription; chromatin remodeling
Cellular component (GO): HIR complex; nucleus
Molecular function (GO): nucleosome binding; protein binding
Source: RefSeq, a predicted model, not a curated record
GCGCGCGUUCGUUACCGAGACUUUGUUUUCGCGUUUUAAGACGAAGGAGACCGCUCGACCGUUGUCUUCCCCCGAUACAUUCGACGAAAUAGUGGAAAACCCCGAUUCCGAAGUUAUAAUAUCCUCUGAUCGAGAUUUACUGCCCCGACGCAGAACGUUCCGUUUCCUUGCCCGACGAGGGGCGUGGUGGAUGCGACUGCAAUGCGAGACAGCUCUGGGACCUCCACGUCAACGUCAACUCAUCCGUGAGACAGCACACAGCGAAAGGAAGAGAGGGAGAGGAGGAGAAAGCAGAGGAAGGGAAAAAUAAGAGACAAGAGACGAAGCGAAUAGCUGACUUGCGAUGCAUAUCAUCAAACCGGUGUGGUUAACGCAUGGAGGCGAGAAGAAGGAUUUCGAGGUCUACAGCUGUGAUGUUUCACCGGAUGGGAGUAGGCUGGUGACAGCCGCAGGAGAUGGCUACGUUAGGAUAUGGUCGACGGACGCGAUCUACAAUACUAGCAACCCGGAAUAUGUCAGCAAGCCGAAGCAGCUGGCGUCGAUGAGCAAUCAUUCCGGCACGAUUCAUACUGUACGCUUCUCACCGAAUGGGAAAUACCUGGCCUCGGGGGCGGAUGACAAGAUCGUAUGCAUCUACACGUUGGACUCUAAUCCGCCGUCACACACGUCGACGUUCGGCUCCAACGAAGCACCCCCGGUGGAAAAUUGGCGCACGAUCCGGAGAUUGAUAGGACACGACAACGAUGUGCAGGAUCUGGGAUGGUCAUACGACUCGUCGAUCCUCGUCUCGGUCGGUCUCGACUCCAAGGUGGUUGUUUGGUCAGGACACACAUUCGAGAAGCUCAAGACCAUUUCGGUCCACCAAAGUCACGUCAAGGGCAUCACCUUCGAUCCGGCCAACAAACACUUUGCGACUGCGAGUGACGAUCGCACGGUUCGCAUUUUCCGUUUCACCUCUCCACCACCCAAUGCGACGGCCCACGAUCAGAUGAACAACUUUAUGUAUGAAGCCACGAUAUCGGCCCCUUUUAACAACUCUCCAUUGACGGCCUAUUUCCGUCGUUGCUCAUGGUCCCCGGACGGGAUGCAUAUCGCUGCCGCAAACGCCGUCAACGGUCCUGUGAGCUCGGUCGCCAUCAUUAACCGUGGUUCCUGGGACGGUGAUAUCAACCUCAUCGGGCACGAAGCCCCCGUGGAAGUAUGUGCCUUCUCCCCGCGACUGUACACCAGCCAGCCUCCAAACCAACAAGCGCUGGAUAAUCAAGGCCAUUCCCUGCAAAACCCCGUCACCGUGAUUGCAUGUGCUGGGGGGGACAAGUCUCUCAGCGUCUGGAUCACGAGCAACCCCAGACCCAUCGUGGUGGCACAGGAGAUGGCCGCCAAGGCUAUCUCUGACCUUGCCUGGACCCCGGAUGGACGAUGCCUCUUUGCUACCGCGCUUGACGGCACCAUCCUUGCCGUCCGGUUUGAGGACGGGGAUCUUGGCUACCCGAUGGCCAUGGAAGAGAACGAAAAAUCACUCACCAAAUUUGGAACUAAUAGACGGGGUGCCGGCAUUGCAGAGACUACCGACGGGCUACUUCUCGAGGAAAAGAGCAAGGCGGGCGAAAUCAAGGGAGUGGAAGGGAGGAUGGGCGCUUUGAUGGGCGAUGGGCAUGCAACGGCGGAAAACAUGGCGAAGGAAACACCCGCAUCAUCAGCCCCAGCACCUGCACCUACAAAUGGUACAACCCCGGCUGCGGGACCAUCUCCGGCCGCUGAUACCCAGAAGACACAAACGAAUGGGACUACUGGCGUUGCAGUGCCUACGGCACCAGAGCCGGAAAAGCCAGACCCCUACCAGGCUAAGCUGGAAAGAUUGAAGCAGCGACCGACCUAUACGAAGGAUGGCAAGAAACGGAUCGCUCCUUUGCUGGUCUCCGGAGCAGGUGGUGCAGAGUCGUCCCUGCCACAAGCCCGACUUAUGGCUUCGGUCAGCAGCCAGGUCAAAUCGGACGCACCGCAGUCAAUUGUGGAUUUGUCGAAGCCAUUUGACGGACUCCCCAAAGGUGGUCUUCCUGCCUUGCUCUUUGGCAACAAGCGCAAACUGGCCCAGAUUGAAGAUGAUGAAGAAGGCCACACCGAAAAACGCGUGGCGCUGGCAAGCCAAAAUGGCGCAACCCCGAUCCUGACAAACACACUGGAUGGCCUUCUUCCCGCUCAGAUCCAGCCCCCAGCCGUUGGACAACAACCAACUCCAGAAUUCAUUCGACCGGCAGUCACAAACCCUUGCAUGGCCAUCAGUCAGCUUCGUCUUGGGGUACCAAAGGUCCGCAAUCUGAUCGUACGGGCCAUCGACUCUACCGGGAAUCCAACAGAGCCUCCUGGAACGUCUGGUGAUUCUUCGACCAGUAGUAACAAGAACAAGCCCGAACUGGUCUUUGAGGCUCGAAACCCCUCUCCUGCCAGCUUGACUGGGAGGGCCGCCGAUCGGGAGCCCGUCCGUAUCACACUCUCGCGCGGAGAGCAACCACUGUGGCAGGACUUCCUCCCCAAGACUGCACUUCUUGCGACAGGAAACUCGACCUUCUGGGCUGUGGCCUGCGAAGACGCAUCGAUCUAUGUGUGGACGCCGGCUGGCAGGCGCAUUCUCAAUGCCCUGGUGCUGGAAGCCCAGCCUGUGAUUCUCGAGUGCAGCGGCCCGUGGCUGUUGAGCAUAUCCGCCGUGGGCAUGUGCUAUGUCUGGAACAUCAAACAUCUCUCAUCCCCGCAUCCGCCAGUGUCCCUUCAGCCCGUACUGGAUGCAGCUAUUCACACCCUCGGCGCACAUCCGGCAGCAGUCCCCGCGAUCAGCAAUGCACGGGUCAACUCCGAAGGUCGAAUCAUCGUUGCCCUGUCGAACGGUGAAGGCUACUCGUAUUCUCCAACGAUGUAUACAUGGCAGCGACUGUCCGAGGCAUGGUGGGCAGUUGGCAGUCAGUACUGGAACACUACAGAUGCGCCGGUGGGGAAUCUACAGUCGACAACGGAUAGCCAGCAGGACCAGCAGACCAAGACGGCUGUGUCGGCGGGUAUCAUUCCAUUCCUGGAACGCAACACGACCAACGAGACCCUUCUGCGCGGCCGAGCGUACUUUCUCCAACGAUUGAUCAAGGUACUGCUUUCUCGCGAGGGAUACGAGAGCUUCGAGUCGAGCGUUUCCAUCGCUCACCUGGAGAACCGUCUCGCAGCGGCACUCUCUCUCGGCGCCAAAGAGGAGUUCCGGCUCUACCUGUCCAUGUACGCCAAGCGAAUCGGAGCCGAAGGACUGAAGGUGAAAGUGGAAGAGCUGCUAAAGGGGCUCAUCGGCGGCUUGUUCGAGGAAGAAGGAGAGACGGGCUCCCUGCGACGAUUGUCACCCAACGAAAAGGAAGGCAGGAACUGGCAGGAAGACUCGGAGACUCUCUGUGGCUGGUCACGGGAGGUUUUGCUCAAAGAGGUUAUCUUGACUUUCGGCAAGUUCCGGGAUCUCCAGCGGGUGACGGUUCCUUACGCCAAGCUCCUCGGAGUGGUUCAAGAUGAACAUGAAGACGGCGACGCCAUGGAGACGUGAUUCAAAACGUGGUCUGCUUGAACUGUUCUGGCGUUUAGAGGUCUGUUGUGGGUAGGCUUAAACGGGGUCAAUGGUUAACUAUAUCUGUGUGGUCUUUUUGGCGGUGGCCUUCAUCUUCUACAAUUGUAUUAUAUACGUGCCUCUGCAUGCUUUUCAAAUCCAGGCAUCCGUCGAGAGCCA